Messenger RNA from Rhizophagus irregularis DAOM 181602=DAOM 197198, 1116 nucleotides. Lineage: Eukaryota; Fungi; Glomeromycota; Glomeromycetes; Glomerales; Glomeraceae. The record is from RefSeq and is a predicted model, not a curated record.
AUGUUGUUGUUAAUAUCUACUUAUUUGGGUAUCCACGUAUUAGGUGUCCCUGAUCAAUCAAGACUUAAAAGACUUGUUCCAUCUAUAUCAACUUUUCAUACUCAAUUACCGCUACGCGAGUCAUUUUUAUCAGCUAAUGCUAAACAUUCUAUUGCCGCACGUAGAUUUGUACCUCCAAGUUUCAACGACAUUCGAAGGAUUUUAAACACAGCUCAGAUUACUGCAAUUGCUCCAAAACUCAAAUUAAUAACAUUCGAUGGGGAUAUGACACUUUAUGAUGAUGGACAAGAUUUUGAACACGACUCAGCUUUAGUGAAUUUACUUGUGAGCUUAUUAAAAUAUAAUCUAAUCGUUUGUGUGGUUACAGCCGCCGGAUAUCCAGGAGACGCAUUGCGAUAUGAACAAAGGUUAUCUGGACUUUUAAAAGGUUUUGAAAACGCACGAUUGUCAAAGAACAUGUGUGAAAAAUUUUUCGUUUUGGGAGGUGAAUGCAAUUACCUUUUUCAAUGUAAAGAAGAUUAUCAUCUAAAAUAUCUUCCUGAAACUAAAUAUCAGCCGCAAAAUAUUCUUUCUUGGAGUUCGGAUCAGAUCAAUGCUAUUUUAGAUGUAGCCCAAGAAAAUUUGCAAAGAUGUAUUGACGAAAUGAAAUUGCAGUGUACCGUGUUACGUAAAAGCAAAGCAGUUGGCGAGUAUUUAUUUUAUAAUAUGAAAAGAUACGAAGAACAACUGGACGAAUGUGUACUAUCUACGCAACAUCGAAUUGUGAAUUAUUUAAAUUCACCAUGGGGAAAGAAGAAUGAUUUACCAUUUUGCGCAUUCAAUGGUGGAAGUGACGUUUGGGUAGAUAUUGGGAAUAAACUUAUAGGAGUGCAAAUACUGCAGCAGUUUCUUGGCGCAACACCAGGAGAAACUUUGCAUGUAGGAGAUCAAUUCUUAUCUACUGGAAAUGAUUUUGCUACAAGACACCAAUGUUGUACAUUAUGGAUUGUUAAUCCUGACGAAACACAAGGUGUGUUGCUGGAAUUAACCGCAUUAUUGGAAGCAAAGAAAUCGGAGCGAUCCCUCUUAACAUUGCUAGAUCAUUCAAAAAUUCUUUUGGACUCUCAGACUAUAUAA